AUGGUCCAUCCACCCUGCUGCGAGAAUGCAUAUAAUCUCCGGAUGCAAAGCCCUCCGCUGCGCCCACUCUUUUCCAGAGCUCAUGCCAGAAUGGGCAAUGCGAAGGCAUUGCAAUUCCGCCGGACCCUACCUCCCGCCGCUCUGAUCAUACUGGGUGUUGGUGGGUUAACCUAUGUCAAUGGCGAAUAUAGUAGGAGGUCACGGCUUCUUGGCCAAGGGGCUUAUUAUUCCAGUGCGACAAAUCGGCCUGCUACCUCUGAAGACCCGGAGAAGAGCAACCCCGCCGAGUUAGGUCGCAAUGAAACCACGCGCACGACGCGUAAAUCCGACGAACUCGGACCAAUUUGGGCUAAGAUUCUGUGCAAACUUGAAGAAGUCAAGGGCUCUGUGAGCCCACCGGAAUGGUACGAAAUUGGGAGUAUCAAGGAUUAUAUAAUACCGGAUUGGACCCGACUGCUCCCGGUAAGGGCGCAGAAACUCCAACGGGAGCUCUCAAUGGCACCUGGCUCCCUUGCGGAUGAAAUUUGGAAAGAAUCUCGCGAUGUGGAUGCCAACCCGGAGAUACUAUGGGAAGCGACGGUGCGUGUUGGGGACACUCUAUGUGAUGAGGAGUUGAAAUUUAGACACAAAAGACAAAGGCAAACAGUUAAAGCACUUGCGUCAUAUUUGAACAUUAAGGAGAAAGAAAUCCAUCCAGAUGAUGUUCCAAUCAUUGCAAUGUGCGGUUCUGGAGGAGGCCUACGAGCUCUUGUUGCGGGAACGGGAUCAUACCUCGCCGCGCGUGAAGCUGGCCUGUGGGACUGUGUCACAUAUACAGCUGGGGUUAGUGGCAGUUGUUGGCUACAAGCUCUGUAUCAUUCAUCCUUUACGGAUCACAACUUCGACAAAUUGAUCAAUCACCUCAAGAAUCGGCUGGGCGUGCACCUGGCUUUUCCACCCAAGGCUCUCAGUUUGUUGACGAACGCUCCUACGAACAAAUACCUUUUGCGCGGAUUGGUUGAGAAGCUGAAGGGCGACCCGCUUGCUGAAUUUGGCCUGGUGGACAUAUAUGGGGUCUUGUUAGCUGCGAGACUGCUCGUACCGCGUGGGGAACUCUGGGUAUCAGACGAUGAUCUCAAAUUGUCAAACCAGAAGUACAAUCUCGACACUGGUCAGCAUCCGCUCCCUAUUUACACCGCCGUCCGCCAUGAGAUACCUGUGGUCAAAAGGCAAGACCAUCAUGACUCUCAACCGCUCCCGAUGACUGAGAAAUUUCUCAGAGAAUCUAGAAGCGAGGCAUGGUUCCAGUGGUUUGAAUUCACCCCUUACGAGUUUUUUUGCGAGGAACUCAAUGCAGGGAUACCAACCUGGGCUUUGGGAAGGCAUUUCAAUGAGGGCAGAAGUACUGUCUCUCCUGGACAGUUACCACUUCCGGAGCUGCGACUACCAACACUGAUGGGAAUCUGGGGAAGUGCGUUUUGUGCUACGCUUUCCCAUUACUAUAAGGAGAUUCGACCCCUUUUGAAGGGAAUUGCUGGCUUUAGUGGUAUCGAUUCUCUGAUCGAGGGAAGGACCAAGGAUCUGAUCCGAGUGCACCCCAUUGAUCCCGCAGCCAUACCAAACUAUGUCAUGGGAAUGAAAGACAAACUGCCUCCCUCGUGUCCUGAAUCAAUUUUUAAGAACGAUCAUCUACGGCUCAUGGAUUCAGGAAUGAGCAACAAUUUACCUAUAUACCCGCUUCUCCGGCCGGGACGAGGUGUCGACAUCAUCGUCACUUUCGACGCUUCUGCCGACAUCAAACGCGAGAACUGGCUCUCCGUGGUAGACGGAUAUGCGCGACAACGGGGCAUCAAAGGAUGGCCCAUUGGCGCCGGUUGGCCAAGGGAGGAUACCAAAACCGAAGAGACCGAGCAAGCCUUGCGGGAAACGCAGGAUAUCUCCAAUAAAGACCUAAGCGAGAAAAUCACAACUGCCCAGAAGAAGAGCCCGCAUGAUCAAGGUCGUACUCUAGCUAUGUCCAAGACAACAGAGGCCAAUCAAAAACCCCUGACAGCAGGAGAGCGAGCUGCUCCCCAGGAUACUGAUCUGACCUACUGUAAUGUAUGGGUUGGCACAAAGCAGGAGAGAAUAUCCGGGGACGAACCACCACCGUCAAAGCGUUUAUUCCAUCCCCAACAUGCGGACCACUCAAAUUCGGAUUUCCUCCUCAUGCGGCCCGAUGCAGGCAUCGCCGUGGUGUACUUCCCAUUACUUCCCAAUCCAGCUGCUCCAGACCUCCCUCAAACCUCAUCCUUGUCCAAACAUUCAACACCAUCUCGACAAUCCGAGUCAACUUCCUCUGCUAAUGUGUCAGAUCCUAUACGGCCCCUCUCGCCCUAUCCUAGUUCCAUUGACCCAGACGUUGACGAUUUUCUGUCAACGUGGAACUUCGUCUACACGCCCGAGCAGAUCGAUGCUGUGGUCGGACUUGCCAAAGCCAAUUUUGCCCAGGGUGAAGAGCAGGUGAAACGUGUGGUACGUGCAGUUUAUGAGCGUAAGAAACGAGAUCGACUGCGCCGAGAGAUGGGAAUUGAGCAGAGAAGCAGAAGGUUAUAG
Monascus purpureus is the source of this 2574-nucleotide messenger RNA. The record is from the annotation of a GenBank genome assembly. NCBI's taxonomy places the organism in Eukaryota, Fungi, Ascomycota, Eurotiomycetes, Eurotiales, Aspergillaceae.